AUGCCGUCGCCCCCCAAGCCCUGGGAACGAGCUGGUGGAGUGGUUGCAUCUGCACCAGUGCCGACAUUGACGACCUCUACUCCAGCACCAGCAACUAGCAACACAGCGUCUGCCCCCUCCGCCCCUUCUCCCUCAUCAUCUUCGUCCGCACCCCCUUCCAUCCCCACUCGCCCCGCCGCACUGUCAAAUACCUCAGCGCUCACGAAUCCCAACACCGGCUACGCCGCUCCCUACUCCUCAUACAGCCCCUACAAUCGAUUCGGCGGCAAUUCGUAUUCGUCCUACGGGAUGAACAACAUGUACGGCGGGAUGGGGUACGGCGGGAUGGGCGGGAUGGGGGCGAUGGGUGGAAUGGGUGGCAUGUACGGCGGGUACGGGUCGUACGGCAUGGGCGGGAUGUAUGGUGGCAUGCCCGGCUACGGGAUGCCCGGUGGGGCAUUCGGCGCCGACCCCUCGCAGCCGACGCUUACGCAGACACUCGAGGGCGCGACGCAGCACACGUUUGCUCUCUUGCAUUCCAUCGUGCAGACCUUUGGCGGCGUUGCGCAGAUGCUCGAGAGCACGUUCAUGGCGACGCAUUCGAGCUUCUUCGCCAUGGUCGGCGUCGUCGACCAAAUCGGCCAGCUGCGCGCCGCUCUCGGGAGCGUCCUCGGGCUAUUUGGCCUCGUGCGCUGGCUUCGCGACCUUCUCACUGGCCGUCGCUCGGGCGGCGCGAUGCAGGGCGAGUUCAGGGACUUUGUUAGCGGCCGCCCCGUGCAGCCGCAGAGCCAGGCCGCCCCGCGCGCAAGCAAGAAGCCGCUCAUCAUCUUCCUCCUCGCCGUUCUCGGGGUGCCGUAUGCGAUGCACAGGCUCGUGCGUGCGCUCGUAGCGCGGCAGCAGGCGCUGGCGGAGCAACAGCAGGGCGCACUACCGCCGCUCGAUCCCUCGCAGCUGACAUUUGCCCGCGCGCUCUACCCGUUCGAGCCGUCGUCUCCUGCGGAGCUAGCGAUAAAGGAGAAUGAGAUCGUGGCGAUCAUGGGCAAGCUGGACCCUGCGACGGGUGCGGAGAUUGAUCCGAGACUCGAGGUGGAGGGGAGCGAGUGGUGGAAAGGGCGUACACGCGAUGGGCGAGAAGGGUGGUUUCCAAAGAAGUGGGUCCAAGUGCUGGAAAGACGGAAAUCUGUCGAGGCUCCUGCAUCAAAUCCAAUCGCGGAAGCGAAAAAACCAGAAUGA
Fibroporia radiculosa is the source of this 1212-nucleotide messenger RNA. RefSeq lists its product as uncharacterized. Lineage: Eukaryota; Fungi; Basidiomycota; Agaricomycetes; Polyporales; Fibroporiaceae. The transcript has 2 exons. Gene Ontology annotation, molecular function: protein binding. The coding region runs from base 1 to 1212 and encodes 403 amino acids. The record is from RefSeq and is a predicted model, not a curated record. Gene Ontology annotation, cellular component: peroxisome; peroxisomal importomer complex; peroxisomal membrane. Gene Ontology annotation, biological process: protein import into peroxisome matrix, docking.